Molecule: messenger RNA, 549 nt
Organism: Sparassis crispa
Lineage: Eukaryota; Fungi; Basidiomycota; Agaricomycetes; Polyporales; Sparassidaceae
Product: Opioid growth factor receptor-like protein
Exons: 2
Coding region: 1-549 (182 amino acids)
Cellular component (GO): membrane
Molecular function (GO): opioid growth factor receptor activity
Source: RefSeq, a predicted model, not a curated record
AUGAACUACGAGUCACAGCCCCUCCAAGCCCACGAAAUCGCAUCCAUGAAGGCAGAUCCUGAAAUAGUUGACCGUGUGUUCCGGUCGUACGAGCUGAUGCUCGAUUUCUACGGCAUGCGCCUCCAGACCCGCGAAACAGGUCUGACGGCACGCUCUUCGCGCAACCACGCCGAGCGUUACAGAAACCUUGUCAGAUCAUCGCACAACUACCUGCGCAUCUCUCGCGUCUUGAAAUGCCUCUCCGAGCUGGGCCUCGAACAUCUCAACGGAGGAUUCCUCCUGCACGUUUUGAACGAGCAGAGCGAGCACAAUCAGCUCAACACUGCCGGAAUCCGCAGCAGCAUGGACAGAUGGUGGGCGAACUGCAUUCGGAAUGAGGAGGAGCGGAAGUGGGUCCGGGACACCAUUCAGAAGGUGAGGUCGAAGGAUGGGUACGUGUUCACGCGGGAAAUGUACGAACAGGCAUUGGAGAGGAGGAGGGAUACCGGAUAUCUGGGAGCUAAAUGCCAAGCCGCAGAGGCGACUUCAACGACGACCGAUGGAGCUUGA